CAGCGGGGCCGCACACCGCGGUUCCGGGGCUCCGCGACGACGCGCUGCCUGACCGGUAGGAGCCGCCGUCGACGAGCGACGGGUGCCGUCCAGGCCACGCCGGGUGCCGUCCCCUCGCCUCCCCCCACCCCCGCCACCGAUCCCUCAACCGGCGGACAUGGUUGAGGCAGAUCGCCCCGGGAAGCUUUUCAUUGGGGGGCUCAACCCCGAAACCGAUGAAAAAGGCCUAGAGGCCGCAUUUGGCAAGUAUGGCCGCAUCAGCGAGGUUCUCUUGAUGAAAGAUCGAGAAACCAGCAAGUCCAGGGGCUUCGCGUUUGUCACCUUCGAAAGCCCCGCGGACGCCAAGGCCGCCGCCAGAGACAUGAACGGCAAGUCCCUGGAUGGUAAGGCCAUCAAGGUGGCCCAGGCCACCAAGCCGGCGUUUGAGAGCGGGCGGCGGGGCGCGCCGCCGCCGUCCCGCAGCCGAGGUCGCCCGAGGGGCCUGCGCGGGAGCCGCGGGGGCGGCGGAGGCCCGCGGCGACCCCCGUCCCGGGGCGGGCCGGCGGACGACGGCAGCUACGCGGGGGAUUUCGAUCCGCGGCCCUCUAGGGCCCCGCUGCCCAUGAAGCGCGGGCCGCCACCGCGCAGGGCCGGGCCGCCCCCCAAGAGGGCCGCACCGUCGGGCCCGGCUCGCAGCGGCGGCGGCGGCGGCGGCGGCAUGCGCGGGCGGGCUACGGCCGCACGGGGGCGAGACGGCUAUGCGGGCCCGCCGCGCCGGGACCCGCCGCCUCUGCGCCGCGACCCCUACCUAGGCCCCCGGGAGGAGGGCUACUCGCCCAGAGACGGCUACUCGAGCCGAGACUACCCCCGCGAGUUUGCUCCCUCGCCCCGAGAGUACACCUACCGCGAUUACGGCCACGCCAGUGCCCGGGACGACUGCCCGUCGAGAGGCUACGGCGACCGAGACGGCUAUGGGGGGCGCGACCGUGACUACGCGGACCACCCGAGUGGAGGCUCCUACCGAGACCCCUUCGAGAGCUACGGAGACCCGCGCAGUGCCGCCACAGCGCGGGGGCCCCCGCCUUCUUACGGCGGAGGAGGCCGCUACGACGACUACCGCGGCUGCUCACCUGACGUCUACGGCGGCGGCCGCGACGGUUACGGCGGCGGCCGCAGCGACCGCUACUCGAGGGGCCGCGACCGGGUAGGCAGAGCCGACCGCGGGCUCUCCCCGUCCUUGGAAAGAGGGUGCCCUCCCCCGCGCGAUUCUUACAGCCGCUCUGGCCGCAGGAUCCCCAGGGGCGGAGGCCGCCUGGGAAGUCGCCCCGAGAGAGGGGGAGGCCGCAGCAGAUACUAAGUACCAACAGACUUGGGACCAAAAUGCCGUUUUCACAGAAACUAACGAAAAGAAGAGUCUGUGCCCUGGUCAACUACCCAAGGACUAGUACAAGGAAGAGUUGUUUUUACCUUUUAAGAAUUUUCUGUUAACCUCCUCUCCAUGAUUUUUGUGCUUUUGGGAGGAAAAAGUUAAAACUCGUUUAAUUGCGUUUUGGAAUUGUUAACGUUUCUUUCAACAAGCUCAUGUUAAAAGUGUAAGACUUGAACCUGCGUACUAGUCUUCUUAUAUUUUCAAGUAAAAAUUCUUCUAAAGGCUUCCUCCCUUCUAAAUUUUCUAAAAAUGAGACAAACAGUUCUAAGAUCUUUUACAAACGUCUCAAAAAAUGGAAAAACGGAUCAUUCUGUUCAUUCAAACCAACUAGAUUUUUGGGGGAAGAGUGGGAGGGAAUUAGUGUAUGCUACUCUUUAAGAUUUCAGGGUGUAUCUUUCAAACCCAGGCUCAGUGUUCCCAAUAUUUUGAAAGAAAAAUGACCAGCAACAACAACAAAAAUUACUUAAAUGUUUAUUUAAAGGAAGUUCUAUACACUCUGUAAGUCUUAAAAAAAAAAAAAAAAAAGCAAGUGGACAAUACUGGCCAUAUUUUGGGGUUUUUUGCCUUUACAUUGGGAAUCUGCAGGAAUUCCUGAUCCCUUUGUCCCCAAAAUACUGUUCAUAUGUGUUGAACAAGAAUGGAAUACCAAAUUAAAGAUUUGGCCAGCCAACCACAGGGAUGCGAAAAUCCCAGAAAAACAUCAAUUAAUAGCAUUUAUUUUCACCACCAACAAAUUACUAAGAAAUAAGUAGAAAAUACACCACUAGUGGAUUUGGGGAUCAUAUGGCUUCCAUUUCUAACUCCAAGCUACUUGCUCUUGGCUCUAGAGCCAGCUGCUGGCUCCUGUGGAGAGAAAUAGGAUUCUGCCCCCAGGGGUGGAGGAAUCAAAUGCGAGCAACAUCAGAGCUCAGAAGCUCAGAGAGUUCUAAGAGAGCUUGGUAUUUCAACAUCUGAGGAUUUCAUCCUGGUAUGAGGGACUUGGGUCUGCCUGUUCCCAAAAGGCAAAGGGAUGGGUUGAGUGUACUGUUAACGUGGGCGGAAGGGCUUGAGCAGACAGAAAUCAGAGAGGCUUCCUCCAGAGUGCCUCAGGAGGGAUGUAACAACCUCCUCUUUCCACCCCAAGCUCAGGGCAAGAAACCCCUUUUCCAGUCAGCACCUGUGGAAUUUCCCAUUUAUUUGAGAGAGAGGUAAUUGCACAGUCAAGGAGUUCCGGUAGCCGCCAGAGAAAAAGGACCAGGUUAAAAUAGUAGGAUUCAUGUUCUGCGUAAUAAUUGCUGGAGGAAAUAGAUGGGAAUUUGAACAACAAAGUACUUAAAGAGAUCUGAAUGUACCACACUCACAUACACAACUCUAAAAAUAUGGUUUUUGACAAAAUAAUAAAGUAGGUGAAUUACAGCAAAGGCUGCAUUAGUGGCCCAGAAGAUCAAAUGCAGGAAAUAGCUUAAAAAUAAAGUCCAGAAAUCAAUCUGGCAAAAAUGUGUAACAGCUUUAAGGAAAAGUUGUUAAUGUUUAUUAAAGGACCUGAAAGAAGACUAAAUAAAUGGGAGGUUUAUAUCAUGU
Molecule: messenger RNA, 2968 nt
Organism: Mustela lutreola (European mink)
Lineage: Eukaryota; Metazoa; Chordata; Mammalia; Carnivora; Mustelidae
Gene: RBMXL2
Product: RBMX like 2
Exons: 1
Coding region: 158-1336 (392 amino acids)
Biological process (GO): positive regulation of mRNA splicing, via spliceosome
Cellular component (GO): spliceosomal complex
Molecular function (GO): RNA binding
Source: RefSeq, a predicted model, not a curated record